Pisolithus orientalis is the source of this 1172-nucleotide messenger RNA. RefSeq lists its product as uncharacterized. The record is from RefSeq and is a predicted model, not a curated record. Gene Ontology annotation, biological process: Golgi to plasma membrane protein transport. Lineage: Eukaryota; Fungi; Basidiomycota; Agaricomycetes; Boletales; Pisolithaceae. Bases 83 to 1165 code for a protein of 360 amino acids. The transcript is spliced from 8 exons. Gene Ontology annotation, cellular component: trans-Golgi network.
AUAGUGUCUUGCGGUACUCAGGUCCGCUUUUAGACAAGGUGAUGCUCCUGACCACUACCCAAGCCAGUGACUCCCUCCCAUCAUGCUUUCAACUCUGGAGGUCGAUAUAAGACCAGGCUCUGGAAUUGGUAUGUUUGAGCUAGGUUCAUCGUUGUGGGCCGUGUUAACUAUGCUCCGGAGCCUCCAGCACCUCUUCCCUCAAGUGGAGGUUAAGUUUGACGCAGAAAACGCCUCCACGACGCCAGUGAUCCUUCAUUUGCGUCCGCAUUUCGAUCUCCUGUUUUCUGGUUAUCACCAACACCUCCACACGAUCUGCCUGAGGAAGAUUACAGACCUUCAUCCUCCAAUAAUUCUGCGGUACAAAGACUCCGUCAUCUGCUCAGGUGGUGAUCCGCUUGUGAAGGUUCAAAUAACUCGAGCAUUUGGUCCGACAUACCCUGGUGACGAGUUGCGGUAUCCUGGGGUCUGGUUUAGCUUCGAGGAUGACGCCAUCAACGAGAGCCUGAAAGGCGGGAUGCCACAUACUGGUCCUGAUCAACGCUCCAAGGAAGUUAAAAGGAUCAUUGUUACUCAGAAAGAAACACAAUCGGGAGAACAUGACGCUUUGGACGAGGUCAUCCCGUGUCCAGUAAUGUUCGGGGAUAUCUCGCGGGCAAUUAUCAAGAUACAUCAUGGAAUUGUUCUUCAUUUUUUUGCCCCUUCGUCGUCUCCGCUGCACAUAUGUCUAGGAGAAACCACUGCUCAAGACUUGAACAUUGACCUCGGGCCCCCAUCACGAGUUUAUUACAAAGAAGAUGGCCGCAUGGCUAUUCAUUCCCCGAACCCACAAUUAGAUGAGGGACAAGUACGCAAGAUCAUACUACACUCCAAUGUGCCUGGGUCGCCUCUGUUCCAGCAUUAUAAACGUUGUCCUUGGGAAUUGGAAGGAAGACCUGAAGACGACGAGGAUGAUACCCCUCCACGCAUGCGUCUCUCGGACAAGUUUGAGGCAAUUAGCCACUUUUUGAGCCCAAGAGAUCCACCGCCGCAAUCGAUGGUACUCGACCGUACGGAUGACGACGACACAAUUACUUUACCUAGUCCUGUAUCCCGGCUCUAUGGCUAUAGUGGUGUUAUCUUAGAAGUAAACGAGGCUUCCCAGGUUGUAACAGUUACAUUGUUUUGAAUGGCGG